This is a messenger RNA of Aspergillus sclerotioniger CBS 115572, 978 nucleotides long. RefSeq lists its product as uncharacterized. Lineage: Eukaryota; Fungi; Ascomycota; Eurotiomycetes; Eurotiales; Aspergillaceae. Bases 1 to 978 code for a protein of 325 amino acids. The transcript is spliced from 9 exons. The record is from RefSeq and is a predicted model, not a curated record.
AUGAACGACGCAUUGUACCUAGCCACGACAUGGGAAACUGCCUCGGAUUCAGACCCGCUAGAGGAUAUCGACGCAUUAUCCACCGAGAGCUUUGAGAUUGAUCACCAUCCAACUGAGUACCGAUUCGGCCGUCUCUAUUCUGUGUUACAUCGGGAUGAGCAUCCGUGGCCAAUUGACGAGUUGGAGCGAGAUCGAUUAGAGGAACAGUACAAUUUGCUCCGUGAGCUUUUCCAAGAUAGGCUAUUUCUCGCCCCCAUAGCGAGUCCGCGGAGUGUCCUCGACAUCAAGACCAGCACUGGCUGCUGGGCUGUAGAAUGUGGUAAAUACUCCCAGCUCGAACCAACGGAUAGACAUCCUUCUUCCAUUGUCUCUGGUGUUGACUUGGUGAGAAUGCAGCCCGAAUGGGUGCCACCGAAUUGCGAGUUUUUCAUCGACAACCUCCGUCAGCCGGGCUGGCACAUACACUAUACGGACGUGGAAUUAAUCCAUAUCAGUCGACUUCACGGUGACCGUCAUCUCCUGUCACUCCUGCUGGAAGGGUCUUAUAGUUGCUGCCUCCCUGGCGGAUGGGUUGAGAUCUGUGACAUGAGCGUGCAGUUGGAUGAGCCCGGCGAGAACAGUGCCUUCCAUAACUUCUUUCGGGAUGUAGAAACGGCCUAUGCCCGAGACGGGCGCCAGGUAGACCUUCCCCUCCACUUCGAAACCGAACUCACUCGGCACGGAUUCAUCAACGUCACCGAACAAAGCAUCCAGAUCCCUCUAUGGACCGAAAGCUGUGAUGAACUGACGCGGCGAAUAAUUCGAAACUGGGCUGCAGGACUGGAAGCAUACAGUUUUGCGCUGAUGGAUAAGUAUCUUGGGAAGUGCUAUCUCGACAUGAUCCUAAUGUGUGCCUUUGCGCGUGGGGCGCUGCAGAACGGGAUCAAGGGAGUUUUGCAAAUACAGGUUGCGUAUGGGCAGAAACCCAGGUGGAAUUGA